This is a messenger RNA of Manis javanica (Malayan pangolin), 3632 nucleotides long. The record is from RefSeq and is a predicted model, not a curated record. Lineage: Eukaryota; Metazoa; Chordata; Mammalia; Pholidota; Manidae.
ACUGCAUGCCAGGUACUUUGAGUUACACGGAUUGUCACACUUAAUCUACAUAAUAAGUUUAUGAGAUAGGUGCUAUUUUCUUCUGUUUUACAGAUUAGGGAAAUGAAGUUUAAAGAGGAUAAGUAAUCUAACCCAUAUCAUUUUCCCAGUAAAAAAUAAGGCUGGAAUAUUAACUUGGCAGGAGUCUGACUCCAAAGUCUAUGUGAUCAAUCAUGAUGCUAUACAGCUUCCUGAGGAGCUGGGAGGGGAGAAUCGAGCCAGGCAUUAACCCUCUCUACCACCUGCACAGGGAUCAUUCAAUUCUGGAGAGAAGCCUAUGAAGGCCAGGCCACUAUGUACAGUUCUUCAGGUUGUGCACUGUUUAAGCAUACCACACACAUUGGGAUACCAUUCACAUUGUGGAUGUGUUCUUACUUACAUGGGAGGUUAUAUGUGUUUGUGAAGAUCUGGAACUCUGGGACUGGAGCUCAAGACCAAGUCCUGGGAUAGGAGCACACACAGCUGUGCACGUAGCCAGUGCACAUGCACAUGUGCAAGACUGACUUUUCCCAGCCACACUCCAGGCAUCCUAUGAAACUGUUUCUUUCCCUCUCCUAUUGCUUUUAGUGACUCAAUUACUACUCUCACAUUUGUCUUCAAACCUGGGAGGGGGAUGCACAGAGAACACAUGCUGCCAUGUGGGUUAUCCAAAUUAUAUAACAAUAUACUAACACUUCCAGAAAAUUUUUUUUUUCAUAAGGAAGAAGUGCCCUUUCUAACUGGCCCAAGGGGGCUGCAUUGUCUAUCAGAGACUUGUGAGAGUCUUUCUGUCAUCUGCAGCACUUCCAUCCCCCCGAGGCCUUUAGUUGUUGAGCGCUUGGCCUGUACCAGUCAUUAUAAUGUCAGUUUAAAACCAACAGAGACAGGCAGAUCACAUCUUUACAAGGAAAUACAAAAGAAGAAAGCUCACCCAUAAGAUUUUUCUGAAGGGAAAUAUUGGGGUAUUUUCUCAGCAGGUCAUGCGUCUGGCUAAGCCACGCUUGCCAGUGUUCUUUUUCCAUGGAGAUCAUCUCAUUUACUGUACGGUGCUUUGUCCAGAGUAUGAAUAAGAAACCACCAGGCACGCAGUUGAACAGGAAGCAGUGACCCAGACAGCCUCUGCCUGGUCGCUGAAGGGGCCAGGUCAUCUAGAAGUCGCCAGCUGCCAGCCAGAAAGCAGGGGAAUUCCUCUCCUGAAUUUUGUCUCUGCCAGCUUGUUACAUCACUUAUCUGGGAGAAGCCUGAGUGGGAGGCUAAGCUGGGGCAUCCUGAAAAGGCUGGGACCCUGGACUAGAGGGGAAAUGAGAGGCGAAGAGAGUGGAUCAGUGCGUUUCCCUUGAAGCUCCUGUCACAGCCCUGGAAAAGUUCUGCAGGAAUAAGUGACAGUAAGAACGACAAAGGACCAGGACUGGCUCCCUCUUCUAAGACAUCAGUCCAAGGCCUGGGUUAUAGUGACUCGCUGCACGUUGAGGGAGGUGAGUGGCUGAGGAUCCCCUGCACCUCCAUCUUCAAGUGUUCACCCCAGCUGCUUUCCAACAAAGCCCUCUGUCUCAAGCUUUCAAGCAAAGAAACCCGAAGACAUCCAAGCGUUAGCAUCUCAAAGGGAGAAAAAGAAAAGUCCAAGUGGAUUUUAUUUCUAGAGUGAGAUGGAUGGAAAAGCCCCCACUGAGCCGGGAGAACAAAAGGUCACCAGCCAGAGGGCAGGAUGGACAAUGCAGAUCCUCUUCACACUAUGCCUGCUGCACGGCCUCAAAGCCUGGCUGGGAGAAAGGAAAAGCCUGCAACUGGCCACAAAUGCAUUGAAGGGCCCGAGGCUGGUGACUGGGGAGCCAGGGGGAGCUGUCACCAUCCAGUGUCGUUAUGCCCCCUUGUCCAUCUACAGGCACCAGAGGAAGUACUGGUGCCGCCUAAACCCCCUGACGUGGAUCUGCCACACCAUCGUGUCCACCAACAGCUACACUCACCGUCAGUACCACGGCCGCGUGGCUCUCACAGACUUCCGACACAGUGGCUUAUUUGUGGUGAGGUUGUCCCAGUUGUCCUCAGACGAUGUGGGGUACUACCGCUGUGGCGUCGGAAACCAAAACGACAUACUGUUCUUCAGCAUGAACCUGACCAUCUCUACAGGUUCUCCCGGCACCCUCCCCACCGCUGCUGGCGAACUCCUCACGGGAUCCUGUGGAACAGCAACACCAGCGGCCAACAGAGGGACCCCAGGAACCACACAGACUGCAGAAAGACAGGGGACAGGAUGGGAGAGGGCUGCUGUGACUCCAGGAACCAGCAAAACUACAGCUUCAGCUAAGGGAAGGCCAACCCCAGGAACAGCAGGGGCAGGAGCACCAGGGACAGACAGCUGGGUAGAAGCUUCCCUCUGGGCAACCGUCUCCAUUCCAAGGAGUCCGGCUGCAGCCACCGGAGGAACUAUGCCAUCGGCAGGCGUGUGGACCUUGGGGCCCAGCGGCUUGGAGACGGCAGCUGCAGAGGAAAGCGUUGACAGAGACUUAGACACGGCUGACGGAGACAGUGGUCCCCAAGCCACGCCAAGCCAGGCCCCGGCAUCAGGGCCCCAGAGGCCCCUGGGGAAGGGGUCCUCCAUGAAAAGUGCUUCUCCAGAAGAGAAAAACAUUUCUCGGGUCCUGACUCCGGUCUCUACCAUGCUGCUCCCCCUUAUGUUUGUGGCUCUUGCUCUACUGCAGAGGAAGCUCCGGAGAAAGCAGAUGUCUCAGGAGGCAGGAAGGGCGGCAGGAGUCACCUUGCUUCAGAUGACACACCUCCUGGCAUGCCAGCCUGUCUGUCCCGGAGAAGGACCCUGGACCUUGAAGAUGGAAGGAUCAGCUGCUCAGACACCAUGGAAGGAGAACCAGGACCAAACACUGUGACUCCAGCCACUUGUCAUUCUGUCUCAACCUGUACAGAGGGAAGCUGACCGAGCUGGGGCUUCAUCUGGGGAAGUAAACGCUGACCACCCUGGAGCCUAGGAAGGUCAGACACUUGCCAAAGGUGACAGUGACUCAGAGAAGGUUCAAAAAAGGAUUAUUAAACACUGGUGGAGGUCACCCAGGAAAUGUGUGGAAUUUCCAUUCCUGGAGGUUUGAAAAUAUAAGGGGCUUCCUAUCUGGGUGGAAAUUAUGAAUUCUCACCAUCACUCCUCGUCCUUGCUAGAUGCCCACUUUCUGAUGCACUCAGCCGAUUGCCCACAGUUAAUUACAUUCAUGAAUACUGGGCUUGCCUUCUCAAGUAGAUGCUAAGCUCCUUUAGGGCAUUAAUUGUGCUUUAUCCAUCUCACUAUGCCCCAGAGAACUACCAGCUCAAUAGGGCUCCCAACUCAAUGUGACUGAACGGCUGCCAUGCACGCAGGCCCCUGGAGGGCAAGCAGGUGCUCUGACUCCCCUUCAUCUGGGCGUCCCCUGGAUGACUCCAUAGGCAGGUGGCUUCUACACAGAGACCACGAGGGACACCACCCAAUCCUCAAACCAUCACUUUCCAUUUGUCCCCAUACUCAUUAUGCUGUAGACCUUUUGACCCAGUCAAGACUUUCUGGGAUUUUCCUAAAUUCAUGGAAGAGGGGGGUAUUUUUCAGUAGAGUCUCGCCUUCUUCAUAAAGUUCCUCU